AUGGCAACGUUGCCGCCUCAAUGGUUCGAUAUCCAAACGGAGAUCAGUGACUACCUCACUCAAAUUAAGGAACGAUUAUCGCAGUUGCGAAGUGUGCAGCAGAAGAGGCUCCUCAAGGUUUUCGAUGAUCAUUCGGGCUCUGAGUCUUUACAAGAUGCAGAGCUGGAUGCGAUAUCAACAGCAGUCAAUCAGCUUUUUCGAAAGUGCGAGAUUCGACUGAAGGAUCUCGUCCGGAGCACCCCAGGUGAAGAUUCGAAGAUGGAGGAGUGCCGAAAAAACGCCGCUCGGGCAUUGGCAAAUCGGAUGCAGGGGCUGAGUGGCGAGUUCAAAUCCAUGCAAGGGAAAUUUUUGAAGGAGGUUCGACAGAGGCAAAAUGUGAAUCUUUGGGAAGAUGAUGGGGAAAGCCGGGGGAAGGGGGUCCUCGAUGAUGCCGGCUUCGAUGAUCAGCAGGUCCUUGAACUAGAGGCACUGGAAGUCAAUGCAACACAGCGGUCCAAGGAGAUUGGCAAGAUCGCUCAAUCGAUAAUAGAGUUGAACCAAAUAUUCAAGGAACUCGCGGUGCUGGUCAUUGACCAAGGCACGGUGCUCGACCGUAUCGACUAUAAUAUGGAACACGCGGUUGACCAAACGAGGGAGGCCAACGUCCAGUUGACUCAGGCUGAGAGAGCACAACGAUCGAGCCGUGUGAUGAAGUGCAUACUGAUCUUGGCCAUGUUCAUAUUCCUCAACAUCAUCAUUAUCGCUUACAGGAGUGCUUGA
Messenger RNA from Perkinsus marinus ATCC 50983, 759 nucleotides. Its product is annotated as syntaxin-43, putative. The transcript is spliced from 8 exons. Gene Ontology annotation, cellular component: endomembrane system; SNARE complex; membrane. Gene Ontology annotation, biological process: vesicle-mediated transport; intracellular protein transport; vesicle fusion. The record is from RefSeq and is a predicted model, not a curated record. NCBI's taxonomy places the organism in Eukaryota, Perkinsozoa, Perkinsida, Perkinsidae. Gene Ontology annotation, molecular function: SNARE binding; SNAP receptor activity. Bases 1 to 759 code for a protein of 252 amino acids.